AUGCAAUUAAAUUUUUUGUUUUUUUCUCUGUUUUUCUCUUGUCUAUGCUUCAAUGCCUUCGUCCGUGGGGCCCCACACACCCGCCCGCCAAAGGGUGGAGGCGCAGCAGCAGCAGCAGCAGCAGCAGCAGCAGAGGCAGGAUUCUCUCCGGAGUUGCUGUCUCAGCUGCUGCAGUCUCUAACAGGAGAUAACAGUGGUGAAGGCUCUGCUAGCAUGCGAGCAAUGCUGAAGGGUCUUGCUGCUGAGCUGGGGUCCUCUGGGGGCCCUUCCUCUUUAAAAGACAGCCCUUUAGGGGGUUUAUUUCCUGAGGGCUUACCGUCUCUGCAGGAGAUGCUGGGGGCCUUUAAGGAGGCCCCUUUGGGUGCUGCAGCCGCUGCAGGUGGCUCUAAGGGGACCCCUAAGGGGGCCCCUAAGGGGGGGUCACGUAAGAAGGGGGCCCCAAAGGAGGGGGCCCCUGGGGGCCCCUCUCUUCUGGAGGGUUUAGAGGGCCUAAUGCGUCUCCCUGGUUUGCAGUCAGCAGCGGAGAAGAUAAUAAAAGACAGCGGGGUAGACGGUGGUUUGUUAGAGUCGUUGCGCUUGCUGCAGCAACUGCAGCAGCAGCAGCACCAGCAAGGAGGAGAGGUAGAUAUAGGAGAGUUGCUGUCUGUUUUUAAAACGCUAUCUAAGACUUUAGAAUCGAAGGGCAUGCAUGCAGAUGAAUUAAUGCAGGGGUUUAUAGGAGACCCUAAGCUGUCUCCGCCUCCUUUAAAGAUACCCGAGGCUUUAGAGCGUCUAUACAAACGCAACAAAGCUGCUCCUGCAGCAGCAGCAGCAGCAGCAGGAGCAGCAGGAGCAGCAGGAGCAGCAGGGGAGACACAAGAAGGGGGGCCCCCUCCUGUGUCUUUAUCUCAAGUGCGAGGGUUUAUAGAAGCUUCUCCUGACGCUCUCAAGGAGGUCUCUGGGGGCCCUACUUGUUCUAUUUUAGUUUUGUUAGGGGGCCUCGCGAAGGCCCCUCUGCAUGCAGGGAUAAUAAUGGGGCUGGCUGAACAAUAUGCAGCAAGAAAGGAGACACUUCGGUGGCAUGUUGUUGCAGGGUCGCAUCAUGCUGCCCUCUCUGCUGCUGCUAGUCUUGGGUUUGCCCCCGGACAAGGAGGAGAGUUAGACUUGGCCAGAUUUCUGUGGGAUGUUUGGGGGGGCGUUGAGCUAAGCAAUUUUUUUAAGUGUGAUAAAGGGAUUAAGAGUUUAUUAAACAUAUCUACAAUUGUCUCCUGGCUUGCUGCAGCAGAAGAGACAGUAAAGAGGCGUGGGGUGUCUCCUCUGGGAUCCGAUCCCAGCGUAUUAGGCCUCGCACAUAAGUGCGGUACAAAUCCUGCUGAAGAGACAGUAAAUAAACUUCUAAAAGCAAUCCCUAAACCCAUACCCCCUGCUGCUGCUGAUGCUGCUGAUGCUGCUGCUGCUAGAGGGCGUGCAGCAGUUAUAGCAGCAGCAAAGGUAGGCGGGGGAGACACAGCAUUUGUGUUUAGAGACAUCGGCCGAGGAGACACUUGUUUGCUGCUGGGCCCUCCUCCUUUAUCUUCAUACACCCACUGCAAGAGAGACAAAGAAGAAGAAGAAGAAGAGAGACAGUUUGUUUCUUCUAAGGGGCCCCUAAGCGAGCGAGAUUUGAUUAUAAGGGCCCUCUUAGCUACAAGUGCAACCCCAGGGAUGUCUCUUCCUGUGCAGGUGUGGGGCCCCCAAGGGGGCCCGAAGCUGCAGCAGCAAGGGGCCUUUAUGGACGGGCGUUUUGCUGCUAUUCGCGGUGUCUCUGCUGCUGUUGAAGCCUGCAAGCCUCUGCUGCAGCAGCAAGGAGUUGAUGAAGCAGCAGCCCUUAAAGGGAAGGGGAUUAUCUUAGAUUUUGUGGGUACAGCACCUGUUGAUGAUACAGAGUUAGAGCAGCAGCUGCAUGCAGUUGCUGCACAUUUGGGGCUGCUAGGGGGCCCCCCAUUCUUAAAGAGACAGCAGCAAUCUUCUUCUUCUUCUUCUUCAGUGCCUGCAUCUGAGUCUGUCUUAACUAAUAGACAGAUAAUAUCUUAUAUAAAGAGGGCCUACCCUAUGGUUACUGUGCGUCACACACUCUUCCCUGAGGCCCCUCUAACUCUUUUAAAUGAUUAUGCUGACUAUCGCUCAACUGCUGCUCUGCUGCACAUAGGCAGACGGAUUGGCUGGGCUGCGGAGACAGCUCAAAAUAUUUAA
Eimeria acervulina is the source of this 2211-nucleotide messenger RNA. RefSeq names its product patatin-like phospholipase domain-containing protein, putative. The record is from RefSeq and is a predicted model, not a curated record. Lineage: Eukaryota; Apicomplexa; Conoidasida; Eucoccidiorida; Eimeriidae. Bases 1 to 2211 code for a protein of 736 amino acids. The transcript has 2 exons.